Molecule: messenger RNA, 2043 nt
Organism: Myotis lucifugus (little brown bat)
Lineage: Eukaryota; Metazoa; Chordata; Mammalia; Chiroptera; Vespertilionidae
Gene: NTRK1
Product: neurotrophic receptor tyrosine kinase 1
Exons: 14
Biological process (GO): cellular response to nerve growth factor stimulus; multicellular organism development; regulation of phosphatidylinositol 3-kinase/protein kinase B signal transduction
Cellular component (GO): axon; plasma membrane; signaling receptor complex
Molecular function (GO): ATP binding; neurotrophin binding; transmembrane receptor protein tyrosine kinase activity
Source: RefSeq, a predicted model, not a curated record
AUGUCUCUGGCUGACAGCUUCUGUGCCUCUGCUCGCUGUGCUGAAAGCUACAUCGAGAAUGAGCAGCAUCUGCAGCGUCUGGAGCCCAAUCACCUGAGGGGCCUGGGGGAGCUGAGAAACCUCACCAUCGUGAAGAGUGGCCUCCGGAGCGUGGCGCCGAAUGCCUUCCACUUCACCCCUCGGCUCAGUCGCCUGAACCUCUCCUUCAAUGCUCUGGAGUCUCUCUCCUGGAAAACCGUCCAGGGCCUCUCCUUACAGGAACUAGUCCUGUCUGGGAACCCUCUGCUCUGCUCCUGUGCCCUGCACUGGCUGCAGCGCUGGGAGGAGGAGGGACUGGGCGGCGUCCAGAAGCUCCAGUGUCUCGGGCAGCAGUCCUUUGCCCACAUGUCCAACACCAGCUGUGGCGUGCCCAUGCUGAAGGUCCAGAUGCCCAAUGCCUCCGUGGGCGUGGGGGACGACGUGUUGCUGCAGUGCCAGGUGCAGGGGCAGGACGUGAAGGACGCCGGCUGGAUCGUCACAGAGGUGGAGGAGUCGGCCACGGUGAUGCAAUCUGGGAAUCUGACAUCUCUGAGGCUGACCCUGGCCAACGUUACCAGUGACCUCAAUAGAAAGAAUGUGACAUGCUGGGCGGAGAACGAGGUGGGCCGGGCUGAAGUCUCUGUCCAGGUCAACGUCUCCUUCCCGGCCAGCGUGCAGCUGCAUGCGGCAGUGGCGUUUCAUCAAUGGUGCAUCCCCUUCUCGGUGGAUGGGCAGCCGGCACCCUCUCUUCGCUGGCUCUUCAAUGGCUCCGUGCUCAACGAGACCAGCUUCAUCUUCACCGAGUUCCUGGAGCCGGCAGCCAAUGAGACUGUGCGACAUGGGUGCCUGCGCCUCAACCAACCCACUCACAUCAACAAUGGCAACUACACAUUGCUGGCCACCAACCCCUCAGGCCAGGCCUCCGCCUCCGUCAUGGCCGCCUUCAUGGACAACCCUUUCGAGUUCAACCCUGAGGACCCCAUCCCUGUCUCCUUCUCGCCAGUGGACGCGAACAGCACGUCGGGAGACCCGGUGGAGAAGAAGGAUGAGACACCGUUUGGGGUCUCAGUGGCUGUGGGCCUGGCGGUCUUUGCCUGCCUCUUCCUUUCUACGCUGUUCCUUGUGCUCAAUAAAUGUGGACGGAGGAACAAGUUUGGGAUCAACCGUGAGUGGAGGGGCUGUGGAAGGGCUGUCCGCCAGCUUGUCCUGCUGGCUUUGUUUCCUACCUGCUCUUCCUGACUCUGUCUUCUGUGGGGCUGGGGGUGGGGGGCAGCGGACACACGGAGUUUUGGGGACUUGUGUGUCCGUCACAUCAAGCGCUGCGACAUCGUACUCAAGUGGGAGCUGGGCGAGGGCGCCUUUGGGAAGGUCUUCCUUGCGGAGUGCCACAGCCUGCUGCCGGAGCAGGACAAGAUGCUGGUGGCCGUGAAGGUGCUGAAGGAGGUGUCUGAGAGCGCGCGGCAGGACUUCCAGCGCGAGGCCGAGCUGCUCACCAUGCUGCAGCACCAGCACAUCGUGCGCUUCUUUGGCGUCUGCACCGAGGGCCGCCCACUGCUCAUGGUCUUCGAGUACAUGCGGCACGGGGACCUCAACCGCUUCCUCCGGUACGAGCACCCGGCCCGGCGCUGGCCCCUGGCUCUGGGCCCUGCCUCAGGGAGGCGGGGUAGUACUGGGGCUGGCCUCCCUCUCCGGCCCCAGCCCAGUGUGCCCUCUUCUCUCUCCUUCCGGUGGCCCCAGGCGAUUGAGUGCAUCACUCAGGGACGGGAGCUGGAGCGGCCACGGGCCUGCCCGCCGGAGGUCUAUGCCAUCAUGCAGGGUUGCUGGCAGCGGGAGCCCCAGCAACGCCACAGCAUCAAAGACGUGCACGCCAGGCUGCAAGCCCUGGUCCAGGCGCCUCCCGUCUACCUGGACGUCCUGGGCUAGAGGGCUGGCCAGGGUCUGGGGCUGAGAAGCCAGAAUACUGGCACCCGCCCUCAGCAACCCGAUUCCCAGCAGCCCCAGGGUGAUCUCAACGCAUCUAACUCU